Calidris pugnax (ruff) is the source of this 1281-nucleotide messenger RNA. Its product is annotated as rho GTPase-activating protein 33-like. The transcript is spliced from 8 exons. NCBI's taxonomy places the organism in Eukaryota, Metazoa, Chordata, Aves, Charadriiformes, Scolopacidae. The coding region runs from base 1 to 1281 and encodes 426 amino acids. Gene Ontology annotation, molecular function: GTPase activator activity. The record is from RefSeq and is a predicted model, not a curated record. Gene Ontology annotation, biological process: signal transduction.
AUGUCUCUGCCCUGGCCAUUUUCACGGCGAGGGACCUCGGCUGCUGCAGAGGUGCCCAGGCCAUCGGGCUCUGGCAGCAGCGGGGCUCUCUUUGGACGGCCCCUGGCAGAAGUCUGCAGCCAGGACGGGACACUGCCCCAGCCCAUCCAAGACCUGCUGGCCCUCCUGCGGGAGCAUGGGCCAUCCUCGGAGGGGAUCUUCCGGCUGGCAGCUGGCGAGCGCGCCUCCCGGGAGCUCAGGGAGGCGCUGGACAGCGGAGCAGAGGUCCACCUUGAAAGCCAGCCUCCACACCUGCUGGCUGUAGUCUUGAAGGACUUCCUCCGCAAGAUCCCCUCCAAGCUCCUGCGCUCAGAGCUCUUUGAGCAGUGGAUGGGCGCCCUGCAGGUGACCAGCAGGCAGGAGAAGGUGGCGGCACUGAAAGAGGUGGCGAGCCAGUUGCCCAAAGCCAACUUCCUCCUCCUCAAGGAGUUGUUGUUUGUGCUUCACAAGAUCAGCAGAAGCGUGGCCACCAGCAGGAUGACAGCUCACAACCUGGCCAUCUGCGUGGGGCCAAACCUCCUGAGCCCACCAGAGGAGCACACGCUCCCACUGGAGGCACUGGCGCAGGUGACACAGAAGGUAGGCUGUGUUGACCACCUGCCUACAGCCUUCUGGGCCCAGCCCAGCUUUGCUGCUCAGAGGGUCCUGGCUGCCUCCUCUCUUCAGCAAACCUGGUGGAGUUCCUCGUUGAGAACCAUGGGGAACUCUUUGAGGAGGAGGAGGUGGCUGACCUUGCCAGGGCAUCUGGGGAAGAGUUGCCAACACCUCAGGUGGAGGCGGAAACAGCAGAGGUGCCUUGAGUGGCUCCAGAAGGCAAGCACCAGAGCUCGUCCCAGGAGAAAAGGUUGCCAGGCUCUUCCCAUGAAAUCAGGAAGAGAAAACCAACCUGCGAAGAGGCAACAGACGGGCAACCCGAGAGGCAGAAGAGCAAGUUGGAAAGGGAGCUCCCAGGGAUGGAGAACUGAGGACAUCCAAGCAGGAAAGAAGAACGAGGAGCCCAGGUGUCAACUUAGUUUUCCUGCUUGGAUUCCCUGGAUGAGCUCCAAUGCCAUGGCCUCAAGGGGCCGCAUCGUGCAGCCCCAGCACUACCUUAGAAGAGACGAGGAGAGAAGCACCCCUGCCCUUCUGCUCUGCCCAGCAGAUUCCACUCUUGCACCACCAUCCUGGUUUGGCCUUGGCUGGCCACUACACCAAACAACAGAUGUCCUCUUUAACCUGACCCAUCUGGAGCUUUCAAGAUGA